Molecule: messenger RNA, 6788 nt
Organism: Phyllostomus discolor (pale spear-nosed bat)
Lineage: Eukaryota; Metazoa; Chordata; Mammalia; Chiroptera; Phyllostomidae
Gene: DNAJC6
Product: DnaJ heat shock protein family (Hsp40) member C6
Exons: 20
Coding region: 1960-4677 (905 amino acids)
Biological process (GO): dephosphorylation; clathrin-dependent endocytosis; synaptic vesicle uncoating
Cellular component (GO): intracellular membrane-bounded organelle; cytoplasm; vesicle
Molecular function (GO): phosphatase activity; clathrin binding
Source: RefSeq, a predicted model, not a curated record
GGGAGAGAGAGAUGCCUGUUAUUUUGACGUCACUAAUGGGUCAAUUGUUGUCUUUUAUUGUCAAAGGGGAGCAGAAAGGUAUCCACUGCCAAGGAAAAAUGGGAGCAAAAAUUAAAUAAAGUUUCCCCCAAAUUUCAGGGAGUCUUUAAAGUGUGGCAGCUAGAAGUCAACUCCAGAACCCUUAGUGGCCACAAUGGCUUUCAUUCUGUAGCUGUUUUUGACUCUUAUGCUGUAAUAAUGAACUGGUGAACACUAGCAAUUAGUUCCCUUAAGUGUGCCCAAGCAUGUUGAUAAUUGCACCUUACAUUUACAUAGGGCUUAGUUACAAAGUAUUACAACUGUUCUCCCUUUUGAUCUUCUGAACAACCUGGUACAUACACAGGCAGGUAUGAUUAGCCCCACAUUAUGGAUGAGGAAACUGGUGCCAGAGAGGCUAAGUCAACUGGCCUACACCACUCAGUUAAGACUGGUAGAGAUAGGUCUUCAACCCUCUUGCCUCAACUCCUCCAGCAAAUGUUCUGGCAACUUCUGAGGAUGAGAGCAAUAGGUAGGUGUAUUUCUUUUUGUUGCUCUUCAUCUAACUUAGUGAAGUCCUGGAUUGGGUCAGUUAAUCUUUUUGGAUAUCAUUGUGCCAAUCUCUAUAAUGGGGGAAUAAACACCACCCAUCGAUGAGUGCAUUUGGAGCUUGUGAGGAUUCCAAAUUUAAAAAACAACUUCAGAGUGAAGAUCUUGGAAAGGCCCCAUGUGAUCCUCACCAGUUUUCCAUGAAAUAAGUUAAAUAUCACCUCUCCUGACCACCCUAUCUAAAAUGGUACCUCUGCUCCCUUAUAACCAUGCUUUUAUUUUUCUUCACAUUAUUCAUUGACACAUAUUGGUUUGUUUAUAGUCUAUUUGAGUCCUCCCACAAGAAUGUAAUAACCACGAGAGCAUGGACUUGGUCUGUUUUCUGUAUGCCUGAAUUCUCAACAAGUAGAAUAAUGCCUGGUGCAAAUACUGUUUGGAAGAAGGAAGGGAGAAAGAAAGGAAGGCAGGGAGGGAAGAAGGGAAGGAGGGGAGGAAUCUGAGCUGUGUAAUGAUUGAAAGUAAGGUCGAAUUGGAUGAUUGAAAGAUUUACACAAAUCUUCCUUGCCCUCUGACAGAGGGGUCUCAUGGUCUGGUUUCCUUAUACUUAUUUCUGGCUUAGCCACUCAGUGGCUUGAAACCAAUCACUAAAGCCUCCUUGAGUAUCACCAUGGGUGAAAUGGGCUCAAUAACCUCUGUCCAAACAGUAUUCAUAAGUCAUUGUAUUAUGCUGUAUGCCUCUGUAUUGUAACAGCCUGUGAGCAGCUUGAGGACUGAGGCUGGUCCCCUUCACUGUUGUAUCUCCAGUACUUAGCAGAAAGCCUGGUGUAUACAGAUGUAAAAGAAAUGUCUAUUGAAUGAGUGAAUAUAUAAGAGGAAACAAAUCACAGGGGUCGUAAUCCCCUUCCAAAGUUAAGGUCUCCAUUUGAAAAUAAGCCUGGUGCAUGGCACAUAUAUUCCCCUUUCAACUGAACCCCAUCUCUUCAGAGACAAGGAGGUGCUAAACAAUUGGUUCCCUACUUAAGAAAAGAAAAGGCGUGCUUAGACUCCAGAUCCAGUUCCAUGCCAUGUUUUGGAAUUUGUGUUUACGUCUGCCUUCAUCCCUGUCCUUUCCGCUCCAGCAUAAGCAAAAUUAUAACCCUGCACACUGACUUGCAUGCAAUUAUCAGAGACCCGGUGCUCCUCUGUUGAGGGACGUGGCCCCUGAGACCGCUGUCUGUGAAUGACAAAUCAAAAGUCAGGGUUGCAGAAUCAGCUGGACUUUCCUGCUCAUUUGCAGCAGAGGGAGGAAGGAGAGAAUGAAAGAUUCUGAAAAUAAAGAUUGCAGGGAGACAAGGGUGGAGGUGACGACACCAAUUAAGAGGCUACUGCAGUAAUUCAGGUGCCUCAUCACCAGACAUGGAGCCCAGCUACGGGGGCGGCCUCUUUGACAUGGUGAAAGGAGGUGCUGGGAGACUCUUCAGCAACCUAAAAGACAACUUGAAAGACACCCUCAAGGACACCUCUUCCAGAGUUAUACAAUCUGUUACCAGCUACACGAAGGGAGACUUAGACUUCACUUAUGUUACCUCCAGAAUUAUUGUGAUGUCUUUUCCUCUGGACAACGUUGACAUAGGAUUCAGGAAUCAGGUGGAUGAUAUUCGAAGCUUUUUGGAUUCCAGACAUCUUGACCACUACACGGUGUACAAUCUGUCACCCAAGUCUUAUCGAACUGCCAAGUUUCACAGCAGGGUUUCAGAGUGCAGUUGGCCCAUUAGGCAGGCCCCCAGUCUGCACAACCUCUUCGCCGUGUGUCGGAAUAUGUAUAACUGGCUACUACAGAAUCCCAAAAACGUCUGUGUUGUCCACUGCUUGGAUGGGCGGGCAGCAUCGUCAAUUCUGGUUGGUGCUAUGUUCAUUUUCUGUAAUCUCUACUCCACUCCUGGACCAGCUGUUCGAUUGUUAUAUGCAAAGCGGCCAGGCAUAGGACUUUCGCCUUCCCACAGGAGAUACCUGGGCUAUAUGUGCGACCUCCUAGCAGACAAACCCUACCGCCCUCACUUCAAACCUCUCACGAUUAAGUCGAUCACUGUCAGUCCGGUCCCUUUUUUUAACAAACAGAGAAAUGGAUGUCGCCCUUACUGUGAUGUGUUAAUUGGAGAAACCAAAAUAUAUACGACCUGUGCAGAUUUCGAACGAAUGAAAGAAUACCGUGUCCAAGAUGGGAAAAUCUUCAUUCCCUUGAGCAUCACUGUGCAAGGAGAUGUGGUCGUUUCCAUGUAUCACUUGAGAUCAACCAUCGGGAGCCGGCUACAGGCCAAGGUGACCAACACUCAAAUAUUCCAGCUGCAGUUUCAUACUGGAUUCAUACCACUGGAAACAACAGUUUUAAAGUUCACCAAGCCUGAAUUGGAUGCAUGUGAUGUACCAGAAAAAUAUCCUCAGCUAUUUCAGGUGACUCUGGAUGUAGAACUACAGCCCAAUGACAAAGUGGUAGACCUGACCCCACCAUGGGAACAUUACUGCACAAAGGAUAUCAAUCCCAGCAUCCUCUUUUCUUCUCACCAGGAGCAUCAAGAUACUAUAGCCUUAGGAGGACAGGCUCCAGUAGAUAUCCCUCCAGACAACCCCAGGCAUUUUGGGCAAGGCGGCUUCUUUUCCACUCUCUGUUGGCAAGAUCAGAAAUCGGAGAAAUCAUUCUGUGAGGAAGACCACGCUGCCCUAGUGAAUCAGGAAAGUGAGCAAUCGGACGAUGAACUUCUGACCCUUUCCAGUCCACACGGCAGUGCCACUGAUGACAAACAUCAUGGAACCAAAAAGCCCAGCAAAAGGCAGCAGGAGCCAGCUGCCCCUCCACCCCCCGAGGAUGUGGACCUUCUGGGCUUAGAAGGGUCUACAGUGAGUAAGAACUUCUCUGCACCAGUGGCUCCUCCCACCAAUUCUGAACUGCUCAGUGACCUGUUCGGGGGUGCAGGUGCGGCUGGCCCUGCCCAGGCUGGACAGCCUGGGGUGGAAGACGUGUUUCAUCCAAGUGGACCUGCAUCUGCCCAGUCAACACCACGCCGGUCUGCCACUUCCACCUCUGCAUCUCCAACUCUAAGGGUGGGGGAAGGUGCCACCUUUGACCCAUUUGGAGCACCUUCUAAACCAUCGGGUCAGGAUUUGCUGAGCUCUUUUCUGAACACAUCCAGUGCUUCCAGUGACCCUUUUCUCCAGCCUACGAGAAGUCCUUCACCUACAGUGCAUGCUUCAAGCACACCUGCUGUGAACAUUCAGCCAGAUGUUUCAGGAGGUUGGGACUGGCAUGCUAAACCAGGAGGUUUUGGAAUGGGAAGCAAGUCAGCUGCCACCAGCCCUACAGGAUCCUCGCAUGGCACCCCCACCCAUCAAAACAAACCCCAGACUCUGGAUCCUUUUGCUGACCUUGGGGCACUAGGUACAAACCUAACAGGUAGUUCGUCAUUUGCCAGCAAACCCACCACACCAACUGGAUUGGGUGGGGGAUUUCCACCUCUCAGCUCACCACAGAAAGCUUCUCCGCAGCCUAUGGCUGGAGGAUGGCAGCAGGGAGGUGGCUACAGCUGGCAGCAGACACAGUCCAAGCCACAGCCUAGCAUGCCGCACUCCUCUCCCCAGAACCGGCCCAACUACAACGUGAGCUUCUCAGCCAUGCCUGGGGCCCAGAAUGAACGUGGGAAAGGACCGACCAAUUUGGAAGGGAAACAAAAAGCAGCUGACUUUGAAGACCUACUUUCUGGUCAAGGCUUCAAUGCACACAAAGACAAAAAGGGGCCUCGAACAAUAGCUGAGAUGAGAAAGGAAGAAAUGGCGAAGGAAAUGGAUCCUGAGAGACUGAAGAUUCUGGAGUGGAUUGAAGGCAAAGAGAGAAAUAUCAGAGCACUUCUCUCCACGAUGCACACUGUGCUGUGGGCUGGGGAGACCAAAUGGAAGCCGGUUGGCAUGGCAGACCUGGUAACGCCAGAGCAGGUGAAGAAGGUGUACAGGAAGGCUGUGCUGGUGGUGCAUCCAGAUAAAGCUACUGGGCAACCCUAUGAACAAUAUGCAAAGAUGAUUUUCAUGGAGCUCAAUGAUGCCUGGUCUGAAUUCGAAAAUCAAGGCCAAAAGCCCUUGUAUUAAUUUUCCAUGUCUGCUGCAGACCUGUGCAAAUGCUUAGUGUGUGUCAUAAUUCUGAGGUUUUCAAAGAUGAACCAAAAACUCUGGUAACACGUACCAGUACUAAACUGUUAAUUACUUGUGAGUUAAUUCCUCAUUAAUAAGGAAUGUGGUUGUUUGUUUUUUCAAGUCCCUGCCGUAAAAGAUCCAAAGCAGGACAGGACCUUUUAGUUAGAUGACCUUGCAGAGUUACAACGUUCCAGCCUGCCCUUUGCAGAGCCCUCUCAGCAUAUUGUGGGGAAAUGGGAAAUAAAGGCCACCAAAAGCAUAACCCAUCUCAUUUUCUGGAGAUACAAUUAAUGAGCAAAGUUAUGGUAAUAGGAUUACAUGAUGGAUUUUAACUCAUGGUUAUUAGAUUUUCGUGGAAAGAUAUAAUUUGAGCAACUGAUUUAGACUCCAGGAAUAUAACCACCAAGUUGGUUUUUUUUUAGUGGAAAUUUCCUAUGGUCUUUAGAGUAACACUGUAUACUUCUUUCCGUCAAGAGGACUGACAGAUGCAAAAGAACUUGAGUUGUGGGAAGUGACUGUACUAUAAUCCGGUGAUGACCACCAACUCUUCCUGGAUAAGCUAAAAAUUAGUGAAAAUAUAGGCUAAAGAAAAUAGGGACUCUGAGGAGGUAGAAAUCUUUAUUCCCGGUCAGAAAGUUGGGCUACUACCUUCCUUUCCCUUUAGAAAACUGGUUGCUCAGUGAAAAAAGUCUCAACACCAUAACAACAACCUGGUUUGAAAGAAAUGUCUAAAUUGCUAUCAGGCUUAAUGCUCUUCCUUUCGCUUAGCCAAGAAAUGUUCUUAGCUUGUUGUGAAGCAGUUUGGCACAUUCACAAGUGGUCGGGACAGGUAUCUGGUAUGGACUGAGCAUCCUCUAGGUGUGCAAGUAGCUGUGGUGAGAGAAGAUGAGACAACACUGAGCAUGAGUAACAGUCGGGUGCAGCGGCAGGGAGAGAGCCGUGCUACCUGUACACCGAGUCAGGUGGCUUUUCAGGAUUUCCAUGUUCCUCUCCCGCCAGGUGAAACUGGAUCCCUUGGAUUAUUUCAUUGGGGUUUAUUGCUUUAAAAGUCGUUGGCAAUCCCCAGGACCAACACCUCACACAGGGAUAUCUGUAAAAGCAAAGCAAGAGCGAAGCCUUUGCAGAAUUCAGACUGGUUGGAUUUUAGUUCAGUGUUUGGCUGUUUCUGGUUUUGAGGGUAAGCCACUGUUAUCCCGUGAGUUUAGUAGAGCUCUUCGGUGCGCAUGCACACAGUGUGGGUAGUACACAUGUGCAGAGCAGAGGGGCAGACAGAUUUCGUUACUAACUUGAAAAGGUUCAUGCUCAAUAUUGUGAAAAGCUUUCAAAAAUUUUUUCAAAGACAAUCAUUUUUUGUUUCUAUUUUAAUUUUCUUAUGGCAGACUCUACUAGAAAAGCAGCAUGUUAAAAAUGCUUUAUGUUCCAAAUUAGAAAAAAGAAAAAAUAUUCUUUAUGUUUUAUAUAGAAUUUUCUUUCUUUUUUUCAUUAAAAGUGUUCUUUUUUUAAUUUUACUUUUUACUCACCAUGUGAAACUCACAGAAAAUGUUCUUUUAAAAUACACAGCUGUCAACUCUUCAAGGUAACCAUAACAAACUAGGUGUUAUUUAUUAACGUAUUAUAAAAUAAUAUUUGAUUCAGUAUGUGCUUGUCUUAUUUAAAAUUGGAAUGUGAGACAUGUUGCCGUGACUUGUUUUUUUCCUUCAUUCACAAUUGUAGAUAUUAUGUGAACUACAGUAUAUAAUGAUAAUAAUUAAAAGGAUAUUAUGUGAAUGUCACAUACAUUUUGAAAUGAUAGAAUUCUAUUAGCUUUGAAUCAUGUUGGGAUAAGUCAUCAAUGUUCACAGUUUAAAACAUCAUUAAACAUUAUGUAAGUAGCAAUGAGAAAGAAUCUUACCUAACUUAACUCUGGGUUCGCCCAUCUCUUUCCCGGAUACAUUAUAACUCGGGGCCCCUGUUUAUCUCAAAACUCUUAGCAUACGCAGGCCAACAGGUUUUUGCAUUCGUUUUAAAUAUCUGGUUGUGACAGAGUUUCUUGUUGAUCAAAUUCACUGUUCCAUUCGUAUUUAUUG